AUGAAUAUUGGGGGAGUUCAAAUAUACUUCAUUAAGAUCUUUAGACGUGGCUUCGCUGUUAUUUCUAACAAGCCUUACAAAGUUUCUAUCUUUGAUUCAUGGAACACAUGUAAACAUACUGACGGAAAUCAGCCAGAUUUUCGUAAUGUCCCAACAGUGUCCGCUAUACUAAGUAAAACAGCACCCUUGGAAAGUACAAUUGCACUCCGAAAAUGGCAGGAUAAAAAGAAAAAUGAACUUGGCGAAGAUGGGUUUCAGGAGUACAUGAGAGAACUUCAGCUUUUAGGAAAAAGUGUUCAUUCCAGUGUAGAAGCACGACUUAUAAAGGGCAAGUUUCCUUCUAAUCUACCUGAAAAUGUUUCCAAAUAUUGUGAAAGUCUAAAAUAUAUCUUGGAUGAUUUAAAGUCUUCUGCAGUAGAAACUAACUGCUUCCAUCCUCAGCUUUUGUAUCGCGGGAGGUUUGAUAGUAUAGUGUUUUCAAAAGAUAUAAACGAACCUAUUUUGACUGAAUGGAAAACAGUACACGAAUCCAAAAGAAUAUUGACUAUUGAGCAGGCUUAUGAUAGUCCAUUACAAGUUGCCGCGUAUAUUGGAGCUUAUAACUUUACUCGUUAUCCUGAAUCUUUGCCUGUCAAAAAAGGAAUGCUGGUGUAUUCUUAUGGUGAUGGUUAUCCAGCUGCUCGGUUUGUUUUAAACGAAACUAACUUGUUACAUUACUGGGAGUUGUGGUGUGAACGUGUUCAAGCUUAUUAUGAUCAGAUUCAUAUUGAUUAUUCAACUGAUUAUCAAUUAUUUGUGAUGAUGUCAUGUUUUCUCGCAUGAUUAUUACCUCUUUUUUAUCACCAUUCUCCAAUUGGUUUAAUUUAUUUUGUUGUUUAUCAAUUGAAUUCAUGUGUUUAUUAUUCAUAGUUAAAACAGUUGUUAUUGUAGUCUUAUCUUGUGAACUGUUAUAAUCAUUUACUGUUAUUGGACUAGGUGAACAACAAGGCGAUGAACAUGUAGUAGAAUAAUACGAAUUAAAUGUUACAUUAUGCAUAAAAAUAUUUGGUGUAGAUGGUUCACUUUUUAUAUGUGAUAUACAUUGACUAUUAUUAUUAUUGUUAUUAUCAUUGUUAUAAGUAAUAUGUUUAUUGUUAUUGUUAUUAUUUUGGUGAUGAUAAUUAGUAUCCAUUGAUAAUAUUAAAUUUUUUAAUAAAAUUUUUUUUGAACUUUUUUGUUGAUUUAUUGAUUUACAGUUUGUUUUAUCUUGUGAACUAGAUGUUGUUAUUUCUUUUAUUGUUUUAAUAUUAUUUCUUUUAUUGUUGUCAUAUUGUUGUAGAAUUGUAUCUUUUAUAUGUUUACUUUCAAUUAUUUGAUGAUCUUCAACAUUAUUAAUAUUACAAUUGUUACUAUCAUCAUUUAUAGAAAGUGAUUUAAUUAAAGUUGACUGAUUUUGUUGUUUUUUCAAUGUAUAAUUUGUUUCAUUCAAUGAUUUCAAUCUAAUAAUUACAGGUGAAUUAGUAAUUUUUGCUACAGUUGUAUUCAUUGUUGGAAGUAUAUAAUCAUUAAAUUUUUUAAUAGGACUAUAACUUUUACUAUUUUGAUUUUCAUAAUUAACAGUAUUAUGAUGAUGAUCAUUUGAAUUAACAAGUUCAUUUAAUUUAGUGUUGGAUAUUGUUGAUGACGGUUGAAUUAACUUUAUAUCAUCAUUGUUGAUGAUAGUGUUCUCUCGUUUGUUUGCUUUCAAAUGUUGAAUAUAUUGGUGAUGAUGCUGACGAUAACGAUGAUGUAUAGAUUUGGAAUUACAUUCAUUUUCUGAUACUUUUGUUAUUUUUGUUGUGGAUGGCAUUGAUGUCAAGUUAUAAUUCGCUCGAUUAUUUGUUUUAUAAGAUUCUUUUAAUAUUAAAACUGGUGAAGAGGAUGGUGACACUGAUGACGAUGAUGACGACGUUGAUACUGAAAUAGGUGAUUUUAUUGAUGCUUCUAAUUCCGAUUGAUCCUUGUUAUAAUCAUGUAGUGAUUUUACUAGAAAAGGUUUAACACGUGAAUAACACCGUUGGUAAUAGCGACGAUAUCUUGACCGUGUUUUCGGUGCAGUAGUAGUCGUAGUAUACUGAUGGUAAUCGCUUUUGCGUUUAUAUUGAUGGCGAUGACGAUGAUCAUACCGACUUUUCAUUAAAUAACAUCCAAUUAAGAUAGAAAUUGGUAAUCCAAAUAUACAAAUUAAUAUUAUGCUAAAUAUUAAAAUAUACAUUUUCAGUGUUAAUUUAAGUCUCAUUUCUGUAGAAAUAUUUGCUUGUUCAUUGUUUAAAUAGUGAGGAUUUGUUUGAUUAUUUGCUUGAAUAAAAAUCUUUUCCUGACUUUUUAACUCAUUCUGACUUAGUUGCUUAGUUAUGUGUAUGGUAUUUGUCUUUUCAUUGCCUAAAUAAAAAUUUGAAGGAAUUAAAAAAAAGUAGGAUUGUUAAAUAAUUUUCUUGUAGUUGCGAAAGUAAAUAAAGAAGCUAGACUGGAUUAUUCUGGAGAUAAUUUGCUAGUGGAUACUGUGACUCAGUAGUUAAAUCGCUUGAUUUUCAGUCCCUAUGUUGCUUAUUCGAACUCCGCUCCAUCUGCUUCGGUCUAGGCAAUUGGGUAAUAUUAACCCUUUCACUUAAAAUGUGGCUCGAAGCCAAUUACAUAUGUCUUGACCUGAUAAAUGAAAUAGUAGUAAAAUUAUUUUGUAAUGCUUGUUUUUUGUAUUUGUUAUUCAAACAAUCUUUUGUUUGAUUAAUUUUUAUGUGAAUACUCGUAGUAUUUGCUUGUUUGUCCCUUAUAAGAAUAAGGUUCAUAUACAAAAUUAUUUGUUUAUAAUAAUGUAGCUUGUAAAGUUCAUUUUUAUAAAUGUUCAUAGAAUAUUGAUGAAUCCUAGUCCUUUUUUCCCUGCUGAAGUUACUUGAAUUAAGUACAAAUAAAGUACAGUUGGAAACUCUGGGUGACAAGGCUCAGAAUCAAGUGUAUACACUCACUGUCUCCCCUUAAACCGUGAGAUUAAGAUAGUUUUAUACCUUUCUUUCUACGAACUAAUUCCUUCUCCCUAUAUCAUAUCCUUAUAUGCAAUCUCUUUUUAAAUAUAUUACUACUAUUGAAGUAACUACUUUUGUAAACUCGAUGUUCAUCUUGUUGUGCUAAUGAAGUAUGGCAAUUUAGAUCAAUGUAUAUAAUGUGCCUGGUCCUACGUUGUAGAUGACUGACUGACCGACAAAUACAGUAACAAUAUGGCUGAAGGCAUAGUAGUCUUAAUUUCUUGAGUGUAUUUAUGUGAUAAGUAAACUUGCUUAUUUUUCUCUGAUUUUAAGUGAAUAAGUAUAACAUUCACCUGCAUAUACAAAAUCCAAAUAUGUACUAAACUGAUGAAUCAUUAAUGUAUAUUUUUGAGUGAAUUAUUAUUAGUAAGCAAACACUUUUUAUUUUGAUUAUAUUUUAUUUUGUUUUAGUGCAACAAUCCUUCUAAUGAAGAAUGAGAAUUGAAAUUUUGGAUGCGUACACAAAAUAUAUCCAUAUCUACUUGUUGCAAUAUCAUCAUUUUAUCAGUGGUUUAAAUGAAAUAAGAGAAACAUUAUUUUUUAAAACUAUAUAUGCAUUUAAUUGGAAUUUAUAAUUGUAUAUACAAUUACUAAUUCAUAGUUUGCUUAAUUCUUAUUUGCUAUUCUCUUCUAUAGAUAGUUGACUGCUUCAGUUUGCCGAUGUGUAACGUUCGUUAAUUGGUCGACUUAGCUAACUUCUCUCUUUCUCAUACACAUACCAAUCAUUUGCACCAACAAGAAUUUAUUAAAGGUUUUAGGAAUGAAUUCAGACAUGAGCCACGUGGUAAAUCAUUCAUAUAACUGUCUGUUUUUCAAUAAUUUCCUAUGAAAUGUUAAGCAGUAACUAUGCAUCUCCAGAUAACUACAGUUGAGUUUCUUUCAAGUAACACGGUAUUUGACGGAGAGUAAUCCUUGGCAGUUUUUCAAAUUGUUUUCAAAAGAUAGAAACACAAGAGCACUUUAUCUAGUUGUCUAUUUCGUACUGGGAAGAUUACGUUAUAAUUAUUUAAAACAUUAAAUAAGAUAAUCGGUAGUAGAUGUGAACUAAGUACUUUUUGGUGGUUUUUCACCAUGUCUUACGAUUUAGUAGUACAAUGUCAAUCGCUGCCUAUUUUUAAUUCCUAAGCUUAAGAUGGUCCUCUUACAACUUAAUGGUCAUGUGUUUGGUUUUAUAAUUAAUCAUUUAUGCCUUUUCAACAGUUUUAGAUUUCUGAAAUAGCUCUUAAUUGUCUAUGACGUUACAUGGUACAGGAAAAAAGAUUUCAACGUGAUAGGUGCAUCGGUUUUGAUUAUCACUGUAACUGUUCUGAAAAAGAUAUGAAUAAGUAAAUAGGAAAGUAUAUAUAAGCUAAACUGGUAGAUGUGGAGUAUUAAUAUGUUCAGGGCUUACAAAGUCUGUGGUGUCAGUCCCAUUAUCAUCAAUCUUCAGUUAUGUUACUUAGAUCUUCAACCAUUAAUUCAUAACAUCUCGAUAAUCAGUGUUGAUUUACUCGACACGAUACGAAUGUAAAGUCACUGAUUUUAUGGAUUGUUGUCAUGUUUUGAUCUGAGCUCCUUCCAUAAUUUUAUUAUUGUUGAGGAUUGUUCAGAGUGUAUCACAACACCAUUUCCUUGUAUUUAACUAAGUCAAAUUUCCGUUCAUUCUAAGUGAUACUGUGGUGUGUGCCACUGAAUUCAACAGAUAUAAGCAGUAUGUAUCAUCAAACGCAUGUGAAAUGUCUGACGGCAGAAGGUUAAGGAGAUUGAAAAAAGAACGAGAACAGAGAAUGAUUGGUGUGGAAACGAAGGAACAAUCAAAUCUGAGACGAUUGAUUGAUAUUUUACAAAUGGAAGUAUUUACUGUAUGGUUCUCAUAUUGUAUUAAGCUGUUCUGUAAUUUUAUAUUCAAAUACACUCGAUUGUCC
Molecule: messenger RNA, 4942 nt
Organism: Schistosoma curassoni
Lineage: Eukaryota; Metazoa; Platyhelminthes; Trematoda; Strigeidida; Schistosomatidae
Source: the annotation of a GenBank genome assembly